CUUCCACAAAAUUAUUUGUGCUGAUUACCAGGGUUACCAGUAUUUGUAUUGAUUAACCUCGAGGCUAUAUAAUUGUGUAUUAUUUGGAAAUUUUAGGUGUAAACCUGAAUGGUCCAGUCAAUCCGUUUGCUUGUUUACCAGAUGAGGUUUGUAAUUGAACUGCCACUGUGGGAUGUCAUCAUUUUCAUAAGACGGGAGAUGGACGUUCCUAAUUAGCCAUAGCCGGCUAUAUACUUUUCUCUGGGUGGGAAAUUCGAAAUAUUGCAUUUAUCACCACUGCUAGUAUAGGCUAGUAUCCACGGUCACAAUGUCCAAUUCUGUUUAAAACUAGGAUAAUGCUGUCCGUCUGUAUAAAGAAAAACUUGCAAUAUUUGACAAGGAGUUCCUACUAAAACAGCAAAAUAAUGAAGACAAUCUAUUUCUAAACUCCACGGAUUCUGCUGAACCUGCAGCGUUUGAAUUGCUAACUGGUUAUCUUUUUGACGGACAAUACGUUUCUUCGCGAGGUUAGUUGACAUUUUCUAUUAUUUUCAAGUAUUGAUGAUAUCAUUAUUGAUGAUAUCAGGGUCAGGAAAUCAGUAAUGUCUAUAAUGUUUGCCUAUUAAUUUAAAUUAUGCAGGUGGUUUGCAGUUUGAUAUGAAUCAGUUUGACAUAAGUUUUACAUUAGUCAUUACAUUAGCAUUGCAGCUCUUAUCAACUUUAUAUGUACAGUUGUUUUAUUCACAGGUAAAAAUGAGCCAGAUUUUGUGGAUGAAAAUCGAAAUGUCUUUCACAGAGGAAACGAAAAUUCAUCUAACGAUUACCACCAACAAAAUGUAAGUUUCUGAAAUUACUGUCAGUGUUCUACUGACUACUGUUCUUAAUAUAAGACCGUUCUUGACGUAUAUACAUGCCGUUAAUCUUUGUAAUCGGACAGAAACACAUCACACAUAUGUGACAUUGACGAUCUCGUCGUUCAAAUUAAUUUAUCAUAGUCCAUAGACGGCAAAACUUUUAUGAUCGGUCAUAGCGUACAGUCUGUAUGAAAUACAUAAUAUAUUCGACGAAAUGUACAAGAGUAUUUUUUCCAUGAAUAACUUUUCUCAAUAGCACUAGCAUGGCCCUAGCUUAUUAUCUGAUGCAUAAAUUUACGAGUAAUUAAAAUGCUAAAUGUUGUACAUUAUUUUUAUUGUGAAGGUAUUAGCCAGAUCGCAAGAUUGUGAUUCAGUGAUUAAAGACGGACCGCGUGUAGAUUCCACGGAAACCAUUGAAUGUAAUACAAUCAAUAAAAAUGACUUAAAUAUCGACUUGGACAAUAUAUUUGAAACAGUUAGCAAAGAACAUAUGGGCGAGAGUGAAGAGGCGCCAAAGUUCAUUGCGCAACCGCCAGUUCGGUAUGCAGAAACAGAAGAAGACGAAGACGAAAUCCCUGUUUUACCUACCUUUCGAAGAAGAACUUAUUUUGGAAAAGAUCUGAUAUUUGAAGAUCCAAUUGGAAGCGAACUGAUUGGUGAUGUUGAAUUUGAAGUUGAUUUUAACUAUAUUAUAAACGAUAUUGAAAAGGAAAUGGUCGACGAAGAACGAAGAUUGCCGAUAGCUCGUGUUCUCCCGAUCUAUAAAACACCUCCUGUUCUUGAUGAACAGCCCUAUGAAAAAUCAAUGACCACCAAAGGCAGUAGAGCCGUAGAUUUGAAUUUUAUUGAUGUGAAAACAGCAGGCGUUUAUGAACAGGACAAUCUUAGUCCAAUCAAUAGAAGAAAAAACAUCGUUGUUGGUACGGCCACAAUAGAGGCACAGAUAUCACAUAAAGGAAUGAUCAUCAACGAGGGACUGACAAGUUACAAUGAUGAUAUUUACACGAACUCCCAUAAAGGAAAUACUAAAAACUUUGAUAAUGUUAGUGGUACAGUAGAUGAUAUUGUAGAACAAAAGAGACUACUUUUGCAGAUUGAGCAAGAAGAAAGAAAAAAGCUCCGUGAAGGCCGACAUAAUGCAGGACAAAUUAAUUAUGAUAAAAGUUCGUAUAGUAUCAGACAUGGAAAAGACACAAAAAGACAAAUUAAUUUAAAUGAUACCAAUUAUCAUGCUGGAGUGCAAAGAAAAGAUAACCGGUCCAUUGUUGAAAAAGAAGGCGUUGCUGCUACAUCAUCAAAUUCAGGUGAAGGUAGUUACAUGAACGAAAAGGAAACAAACGUCACUGGAAUUGUAAAUUCAAAUCAAAAGGAUGGUUAUAAUAAGUCAAAUAAUGAAAACCAUUAUGAAGACGAAGAAGAAAAGAGAAGACUUUGUGAAGUUGAGGAUAAGGAAAAACUGUUGCUUGAGAGAAUAAAGUUUCUUGAGAAAAAACGACAACAGUUAUAUGAAAAAAAACGGCGCGAACGUGACUCGAAAAACGUUGGGCAAGAACACAAAGUGUAUGUAAAGCAAGAAGAUAAAGGAAAUAACCAAGUUUCAGAAAAAUCCAGAAAACAUCAAGAACAAAAUUCAACGAGCUCUACAUCUCCUGAUCCAUGGUCAAGUAGCUCUAAACAUGAUCGCAAAGAAAACAACGAGGACGAGAAAAGAAGAUUAGCCGAAGCGUUGGCAGCGAAGAGAAAGACUGAAGCGGAGUUAGAACAACAACGUGAAGAAGUGUUACGUGCAGCUGAGGAACGAAGAUUGGAGGAAGAAGCGAAGCAACGAGAAGAACAAGAAGCAGCCAAAGAACGAAAACGAAAUUUCCUGGAAAACCUUCGAAGAUUAAAACAACGUGUUCUUACAGAGGAAGAGGAAAAAUGUAAAGAAUCUAAAAGUCAACCAAAACGCGAGCCAAGUAGAGCAGUUCACAACACAGGGAGGUUUAGUCCAGACCUUGAUUCUCCCAACAAAUCUUUGUCAGGAUAUACCAAGGGAAAUGAUAUGUCAGCAGGGGUGGAUUCUUCAAAUGCAGUACAGAAGAAUGUACUGCCACAAACUAGAAGCUCACAAUAUGAAGCAAAUGUCGAGGAUAAACACCAAGGCCAGAACGAAGACGAUUCUUCAACUGUAAAACCUGAGGAGAAUUUGAGAAAUGAAGAAGACCAGAAAAAGGCUGAUGAAAUGCGUCGAGAGAAUUUCAAAUCAAAUCGAGAAUUAUUCAUGAAGAAAAUACAAACAGAAGCUGAACAAAAUGUUCAGGUUGGCAGGCGAGAAAACAACAAAAAGGUUCGACCGAAAUCAUUUUAUGGUGGAAUGUUUAACAAACCAAUACAUCAAAUCAUCGACGAUUCACUGCUUGGUCAGAAUGUGGACUCCACAAGCGUUGGAGAUCUGGUAGAUGAGGAGGCGUUAAAACAAUUCCAGCGAGAACAAGAGUUGAAGAAAGAGCAUGAAAAAGUAAACAAACUUCGUUCUAGUCUUGAGCGAGAAUCAAGUUACACUGUAGAAAAUGUCGAACAACUAUUUUCUGAAACUGACAUGGAGAUUAAGAAGCAAGCUGGAAAUGAUUGGGAUAAUCUUAGAAGGAAAGAGGUGCGUUCAAAAUUGCAAGUAUAUAAUGAUGAAUUAUUCUCCGGCAGCGGAGAAGAAAGUAUAAGUAUUUUCGUAAUUGGUGAACAAGCGGUUUGCAAGGUUCUGCAAUUUUGUUGUUUAUAUUACUACAACUUACGUCUAUUACUACAACAUGGUCUUGUAGCAUGUACCGCUUAUAUCUUUUUAUGGUAAUUUUCUCAUGCACUUUCUAACUUCUCGUUGCAGGCCACAGCAUCAUCUCAUCCUCAUCGUCGGUCUCUGGUGAACACCUUAACAACCGAGUGGGAUUCAUUCCUUGAUAUUUUGGAAGACGAUAAAAGGUUUGUGAUAUUUCUUUAAUCAAACGAAAAACGUGAUGCCAAAUUUUACAAAACAUGUAAACAAGAGUUCUAUGAAUCUCUUCUAACUACUAAUUUGUUGGUUUUCACUCUCAGCUUUAAUUAUAUUACUGUGUUUCGUCGAACCCCUAUGUUGGUUACUUCUAGCUGGACAUUUCACCUUUGGAAUCGUUUAAGAUAUGCGUAUACAUGAUUUAAGUUACCCACCUGGCUGUACUGUUUCAGUUUGUGGUAUGAUCAGAUCAUUGAUCAUUGUAGGAACGAUAUUGGUCAUCCAUAGAUUUAGUUAUAUUAAUUCGGCUUCUCGCUAAUCCCUGCUCACCGAAUAAAAAUUGAUCAGUCAUUGGUGUGUAAUCUUUUAUUUUUACAUACAAAUAACUCUACAAAUAACAAUUAUAGUCCAAUUUCAAAUAUGGCCAUUGCUUCCAAAAUUACAGGAAGCAAGCGCAAACAAUGUCAAAACAUCCUAACCCCUUUCCUCUCCUCUCCUUCCCCCUUUCCUCCCCCUUUCCUCCCCCUCCCCCUUUCCUCCCGUCCCCCUUCUUCCAGUCAACAAAUGUAAAUAUGGGAAAAUCCGAUUCAUAUUAGUACUAAAAUAUCGUUAUUCUUUGACUUGUAAAGGCGGGAAUCAGAGACGAUAAAGAUGAGACAAGAAAUCAGUGCACAGGUAGGACCAUCUUAUUUAGAGUCUAGUUUGCUUUCCUUUGUUCGGCCAACCUGUUGAUGAUUUGAAAAAUUAGUUUAUUGAUUCUUUCUCAUGUUGAUUCACUAAUGGAGUAGUAUUGCGUAAAGUUGUGUGAUUAACUUGAAUUACAACCAAUGAUUUAAUCAGAGCUAUGAUGUGGUUUUUAUAUAAGCAUCCCAUUUGAGGUUUUUUCUUCAAUUAUAUUUUUGUAACGUUUUCAAACAUUAGAGAAAAUGUAGCCCCGCUCGAGCUUCAGUUACCACACGAGCUUCAGUGACGACUCCUGUCGAUGUUGUGAAGAGUGAUAUUUCUAAAGAAAUUUUGGAAGAAAAAGAAAUAUUUGCCAAACAAAAUGGAAAAGUUAAAAAGCUGGUCACAUCAUACAAGCGUUUGUCUGUACCGUGUUUUCUCAACCAAGAUGAUACAUGGAAUAUUGAAAAUUCAGUUAAGAUAUUUGUUUUCGCGUAGUUGACAGUUGUGACACUAACCGGCUUAAAUUUCGAACUAACUACUAAUUGGCUAAUCUUUACUAACUCUUCAAAUAUCAUCUUAGUGGUUAACCUGGAGCUUGACUUACAGCAGCUUAGCUUCUAGCUUUCUCAAGAAUUUGCUUUUUUGUUUACAUUUUUAUUCGUUUAUCCAUUGCUUAAAAUAAGAAGGCUCGAUAUGACGUUUACAACGGCUAAAUUAAUAGAAGUAGAAAAUUUAGGAGAUGGAGCGUGUUUAGUAUAAUGAAUUAAAGUAUAGUCGUUUCUUAAUUAUUUAUUUUGUUUACGAUUUAAUCACUAACAUAGCCACUUGUAGAGCAAUAACGUAAGUUGUGUUGUACACGUGAAUUAGUUUGGUGUUGAGCCUCUUGCGCUGUGCUGUGUUAAUAACUUGCUUUGUAUUGUUUAGUAAUCCUUCUCGUAUAUUUUCUUUGACUUGUUUCAUUGUUUUAAACAUCGAACGUUUCAUGUCCCGAGACUAAUGUUAGGGGCGUAGGAAGCUUGAUAAACUUAUAGGGGCCCAAGAAUCUCUAGAUCAGAGUCUUCUCUACGUCUUUCGUUAGGCCCUUUCAUUAAUUCAUUCUGAUUAUGAUUUGUGAGUCUAUACUAUUUGUGAGUCAGAUGGAUUAUUAUUAUUUAUGGGGGUUGGGUGGGGGGCAAAAACUAUUCCGCCUUCCCCUAUCAAAUAUUGGGGGCUCGCGACUCCCCCGUCCCCCUGCUUCCUACGCCCCGAACGAAAACUAUAACGGACUUUAGAUCAUUAACAAUAGAUUCGGCACAUGAAAGGUUCAAUGUUUGAAACGAAUCUUUUGCCACAGCCUCACAUACGCUUUAAAGUACUGCGACGUGCGAAGAGUUGUAAAAAAGCUUUCCACACGUUCGUAAUACUUUGCAUAAUAUCUAUUUAUUCAUGCGCUUCAUUUUAUAGUGUUUCCGUUAUUCAUGACUAUAUUUUGGAUAUUAGUCAGAAUCGUUUCAUUAAUCACUUACAUGUUUUUGUAAAACUAGGAAGAAGAUUCUAAUACAUUUGAAACAAAUCUCCAAGCAAAAAAUUCACCAAAAUCGUACAGACAGGAACCUGACGAUGUAAGUAAAUGCUUAGACUUGCCCAAG
This is a messenger RNA of Paramuricea clavata, 6092 nucleotides long. NCBI's taxonomy places the organism in Eukaryota, Metazoa, Cnidaria, Anthozoa, Malacalcyonacea, Plexauridae. The record is from the annotation of a GenBank genome assembly.